AUGCCGGAUGAUGGUUUGUUUGUCGAAGAAAGGUUGUCAUAUGAGGGAUUGAUUAGUAAGAUUUGUAUGACCCUUGGUUGGGAUGCAGCACACGUGAAACUCCACCUUUCUUUGAUUUUCGAUAGUCCCGGUGGUAGGCGUGUAGUGAAGAUCAAGAAUGAUUCGCAUGUAGAGUUCAUGAACCGUGUAGAUCCAAUGUCAUGUUUGGAUUUAUACAUAGAUUUGGAAGAUAUCACUCAAGAAGAAAGAGAAGCGAGUUUGGAAAACGUGUCAUUUGGUGAUUUUCAAAGGGGGGAACGUGCUAGUACUUCUCGAAACCGUGAUGAAGAGGAGACACCUUUAUUUGCACAAAAUGACUACCGGGAAGAGUUGGAUUCCGACUACAUAGCUCCAAGUGAAAGCGAAGAAGACUGUGAUGUCUCCGGAGAGAGUAAUUUUGAAGAAAGUGAUGAUGAAAGGUUGGAAAAUGAGGAAAGGGAUUGUAAUCUAUUCGCCCGACGCCAUGUAUAUAGUAAGAUGGGAAACUGGGAUGCCUCAUGUGUAGACAAGGAUGAGUUUGCUCUUAAGAUGUGGGAUGAGACGCCCGAAGGAAUGGACAUUGGUGUUUGUUUCAAAUCUCAAUCAGAAGCAAAGCAUGCUGUGAAAUUAUGGAAUAUCCAUCAUAAAAGGGAAUAUACGGUCGUCGCGAGUAGUCCAAGGACGUGGGCUGUGCGGUGCAGAACAUUUAAUGUGGAAAGUGAGGAUGGUGAACCAUCAUGUGAGUGGAAGAUGCGUGUGUCAUUGAAAGCUCACGGCCUUCAUGAAAUUGUGAGAUGGCAUGAUGCACAUAAUUGCAUGACUCCUGUGAAUGAUAAUGACAAUCGGUGUGUGGACGCGUCUUUGAUUGCUAGACUCAUCAGGAGAAAGGUUGAGGACAACGUAGAUUAUACGGUAGCCUCGGCACAGAAAGAUGUGAAGACCUUAUUGAAAGUAGAUGUGCCAUACAAAAGGGCGUGGCACGGGAGGAGGAAAGCCAUAGAAGCGGUUUAUGGUGAUUGGACCUCCAAUUUCGAAGAACUUCCACGGUAUAUCGCUGCACUUAAGUUUACUAAUCCUGAGACUGUAGUAGAGUGGGAAUGGAAGGAGGGACAAGAAGGGUUGUUGAGCGCAAUGUCACAGAUGGAUGAAUGGCGUGAUUUAGGUGAUGGUGGGCACUUUCUUUGCCUCCGCCACGUUCGCAGCAAUCUUGUGUCGCGAUAUAAUAGCAAAAAGGUGAAGCGGUUAUGUUGGAAGAUGGGCACGACACUUUCAAGAGUGAAAUACAACCGUAUGAGGGCAGAGCUUAUUGAAUUCAAACCUGCUGCAUGGGAGUAUCUUCGAGGGAUUGGGGGGAGUAACUGGGCUCGAUUGAAAGCCGGUCUUCGCCGUUGGGGCAUAGCGACAACCAACAUUUCUGAGAGUUACAACAAUGCGUUGAAAGGGAUCCGUUUUUUACCAAUUAGAGCCUUGAUCGAUGCAACCUUUCGUAAAACUGUUAAAUUCUAUAGAGAAGAAUAA
Molecule: messenger RNA, 1536 nt
Organism: Oldenlandia corymbosa var. corymbosa
Lineage: Eukaryota; Viridiplantae; Streptophyta; Magnoliopsida; Gentianales; Rubiaceae
Source: the annotation of a GenBank genome assembly